Molecule: messenger RNA, 3063 nt
Organism: Porites lobata
Lineage: Eukaryota; Metazoa; Cnidaria; Anthozoa; Scleractinia; Poritidae
Source: the annotation of a GenBank genome assembly
AUGGCCGAUUUUACAGCAAAAAAAGCCAAACUAAUGGAUCGUCGAGCGAGGAUUAGGCACAGUAUCCAACUGGAAGUGGAGGCUGAAAGUGAAGGCCGUUUGCAACGCGUCAAAUCUCAACUCCAGCACGUCAGAAGUGUCCUUCAUAUAAACAGCCGGACUCCGAUGGGUAAUCUGUUAAUGAUGGAGAAAUUACUACAGGCUUUUCUCGAUUCUGAGCAAAGAGGCAUGGCCAGUCAGACCCCUUUAUUUUCUUUGCCGAGUCAGAUCCCAUGCGACAAGUCUAUACCUGCCAACUUUUUCUGAGAUGUAGGCGUGAGAUUUUUAUCCUGGGAGUGCUGGGAUUUUUGAAAACGACACGAUCAUUUCCGAAGAUUUCCGAAGAAGUCCGAAGUCUUCCGAAGACGUCCGAAGUCUGCCGAAGGCGAAGUUAUCGAGAAAACGCUUAUCCACAAAAUCAGAGAUCGCGAGGAAGGUAUUGUCAUUUAUUCAUUUUACACAUGGUUUUCGUUCCUUACAUUGGUCUGAGUUAACAUAUUUUUGGAAAUUGUGUCAAGCAAGACGGCAACAACUCACAUUUUUCAAUCAGGCGUGAGAAAUUGGUCCGCAGGCGUGAGCGGGCGUGAGAUCGAAGUUUUCAACCCACAGGCGUGAGACUCACGCCUAAGGCGUGAGAGUUGGCAGGUAUACAAGUCCGACAACACAACAAAAACUUGCGACGUUGGGAUUCAAACAGAUAUUCUUCCUCCUUAUGUGUUGGCUAGUGGGGAAAAUACUACUGGCUGUUUUGACAUUCACACACCCAGUAAACCGGUGGAAGACUACUUUGUUGCUUCUCAUGACGCCUUACAGCAUCUUGUGGCCACUCUGGCUCGUUACGACGGGAGUUGUCCACUGUGUGGCUUUACUUUAGAUAUGCAAUCAUUUACCGUCAAACAGCACGGACAUGCCGCACGAAUAAGCAUCUCCUGCGUCGCUGGUCAUCAUGUUCGAUGGUAUUCGAGCAGCACUGUUGCUGGAAAAUUUACAGCUAAUCUAAGGUCGUGUAGUUAUAUUUUGUUCCCUUUUUUGCAUUUCAUGUUAUUUUAGAAUAUUGCAAAUACUCACUCGAGUUUCCUUGCUUAUUUAGGAUGGUUCAUGGUUUUACUUGUUCUGGUCUAACAGAGACCCAAUACAUAAAUUCCUGUAAGGCGUCUCGCAUUGGCUAUGUGGAACAGAAAUAUAUAUCCACUGGUAAUAUAAUUCAUGGUUGUUCACUCUAAAGACAAUUUGCUGCAUUAUUUUGAGUUGAUAUUAUAAACAACCUGCUUACCCAAAUGUCAUUUGUAGUUAUUUCGAAAGUAAAAAAAAAAAGAAAAGUAAAACUACCUGAUAAAGAGAAAAAUAACUACAACAAAUGUAAAAUCUUGUCUGAUAUUGUUUGGAUUGUGCCUUAUGUCGUACCAGUACUUUCUAUGUCUUUCUAAUAGAUUUAAUUUCUCUUUUUUGUGCCUCUAGCUUCUUUUGAGCUUGUAUUAACUGGAAAGCAAAUUGAAACAUUUUAUCAUAAUUAUACUAAACUUUUUUUAUUAUUUGAUUUGUCAUAGUACAUUCUUCAUUGGGAUACAAGAAUGCAGUAAAAACUGUUUAUGAGAGACAGUUGCUGGAAGCGCGAACAGAGGCACAGCAAGAUCCUCAGUAUUUACUACGUGGUGAUGUUAGUAGUUCUGUAGUAAUAAUAUACCAGUUUAUUCAAUGCACAUUGUCUUCUUGUAGGUUAUAGGAGAUUCUCUGUCUUCUCAACAAGGUGUAUUUAUAUAACUACUUUAGGUCAUCAUCACUGAUGCGAGGCAUGAUUCUAGUCGUGCAGCUCAGCAUACAACUGUUUCAGCAUUAUCUAACAGGUAAACUAAUUUCAUCUGGUGUGAGAGUGGAUGUGCAUAAUUGUUAUUUUAGGUAACUGUAGUCCAUCGACACACAGUUGUUAGUGUGGGUAGAUAAUGAUAUUUCCUUGUUUCUUCCUGUGUCUGAAAUAUUGUAGUAACAAAAAGGUUAUAUACAGUUUAAACUGGUCUAAAGAGGACCUGAGUGCGGCCGCAUCACGAGAAGUACCCAUGACCAAACAAGUUGUGGAUUCCUUAGUUAAUCUGGGUGAGCCAGCUUAAAAUUUAUUGGUUUUUUUCUUUAUUUGUGUGGAUAGCAUUUUUACUUUAAAUGAGCUUGCUAGCUUCCACUUCUUUCUUUUGGACAGGUCAUCAAGUUGGUGAUCUGGCACAUGACUAUGUACCAGCCUUGAAACAGUGGGCCAGUUCCCAGGGAAUAAAAAACUCAUAUGAUAGCUGGCAUGGUAUGUACUAUUACAUGGCAAUCCUUGAUGGUACGAAAGCAUAUCGGCAACUAAUUCUAGAUCCAAGUUUCCAUUAUCUUUCUCAUUUUCUUUGUGAAGGUGGAAAAGGUGUGAAGAAAGCUAUCAAAAAGGUGGCUAGUGGCCUUGUUCGAGAUUCUGAGAAGACUUGGUUUGCUGAAUUAUCUGAUAAAGGUAAUACUGAAUUAUUUCGAUUACCUUAUGAUUCCUUACUUCCUUGAAUUUUCAUUUAAAAAUAGAAUAGUGAGAAGUAUACUAUUGUGUAUUCUUAUCACCUUGUGAAAUAAUGUACUUUCAGUGAAAUGUACAAAGACACACAUUUAUUAUGCUAUGAAAAAUUGCAAUGAAGAUGCCACCACAUUAAGAAACUACAUUACCAACAUUGUAGAUCAUUACAAGGUAGCUUAUUACAAUAAUAGAGUUUACUUUGGUGUUGAAAAUGGUUGAUUUCACAAAUAUAUUACCUGUUGCUUAUACUCUAUAUUAAACUUCUGCAGGGAAAUCAUAACAACUGCCAUAAAGACUCUCGCUGUCAAGAAGAUGGCUAUGUUUGCAGCAAGAAACCUCUUGUCAGUGAAAGAGCUAUUGUUGCCUACCGGAAAGCCAUCGAGGGCACAACAAUCUACAUAAAUGCAGAGGAUUAUGCCUUGGUAAAUUCUUAUGAACAGUUAUGGAGCAUCAUCCUAUCUAAUGAUCCUUUUGCCUAUAUUGAGCAAUGA